Messenger RNA from Megalobrama amblycephala (Wuchang bream), 3058 nucleotides. RefSeq lists its product as uncharacterized. The record is from RefSeq and is a predicted model, not a curated record. Lineage: Eukaryota; Metazoa; Chordata; Actinopteri; Cypriniformes; Xenocyprididae. Bases 362 to 3058 code for a protein of 898 amino acids. Gene Ontology annotation, molecular function: protein binding. The transcript has 2 exons.
UAAGGGGCUGAUUAAAUUGUUUUAUGAAUGCAUAAAGUAUUUAGAUAUAAAUAAUUCUUUUUUCUCCAUUACCGGAAUCAGGCUUUGGAGUAAAGAGCUGCAGCAGAACAUAAGCACUAAACCCCAAAUUAAUACAGAUUUCACAGUCACAGCUUCAGAUUCGAUUGAAGACAAAUCUAGAUUGCUGAGUAUUGAUGGAUGUCUGAAACUGAGUAUUUUAGGUGGACUCAUCAAUGUAAGUGGUGCUGCCAAUUUUCUCAAGGACACCAAGAAAUCAUUCAAUCAACAGAGACUCACAUUACAUUAUCAUUCAACCACUAAGUUUGAAGAGCUGAUCAUAAACCACUUUGCUUCUGGAGAAAUGGCUCACUAUGAGAAUGAUGUAGCCACACAUGUAGUGACAGCAGUGCUGUACGGAGCAGAUGCCUGCUUUGUUUUCGAUAGAAAAGUUUUAUCAGAUGAGGACAAAAGGGCAAUAGCUGGAGAUGUAGAAACUGUCUUUGGGAAGUUAAUCAGCAUUUCAACUGGAGCAAAUAUUAAACUGAAUGACAAUCAGAAGACUGCUGCCCAAAAAUUCAAGUGUACAUUUUAUGGCGACUUCCAGCUACCAUGUAACCCGACCUCUUUUGAAGAUGCUAUGAAGGUUUUUGAAGAUCUUCCGAAACUUCUGGGAGAAAACAAAGAGCUUGCAGUUCCUCUGAGAGUUUGGCUUUAUCCUUUGGACAUACUUUUCUCAAGAGUUGUGAAGUUUCAGCAUGAAAUCAGCACAGGUUUAAGCACAGACAUUGAAUCUGUUAUUGAGAGUUUAAGUACGACUGAAAUGAAAUGCAGUGAUCUUCUGACAGACACGUCUGCUUCGACAUUUACUGCAUUUCAUGACAAAAUCAAUGACAUGAAGAAAAACUGCUACCAGUGCAGAUUGAGUCUCGUGAAGAAACUCGGCUCUCUCUUACCAAAGAUCCGUGGAAAAUUCAUAGAGGAUUCAGCAUUGAUCGAUCUUCUACAUGAACAUGAGGAAUCUCCAUUUGAAAGAAGCGCUCUUGAACAAUGGUUGGAAGAGAAAGAGGAAGAAUCUGACAUCAUUAAAACAUUGCUCAUACAACUGAAUGACUCAGGAGCAAAGGUAGAAAUCAACCUCAGUAAAAAUGUAAUGAAUCUGGAAGUUAAAAAUUUGGUCAGCUACACUUUCACAUCAUUGAGCUGGACAGAUGUGCUGCUUUCUGAACAAAAGGCCUUCCUGAGUCCUUCAACAAAAGGAAAAGAUAAGGAGAAAACCGAACACAAGACUUGGCUCGCACCUGACAUCCAAAAGACAAUGAGGAACAACUUGAGGGUUUUUAAAAACUUGAUUGAUGUAAAUGAUUGCACAUCAGCCAAAUUCAUUGUUGCAUCAAAAGAAAUGAAAAAUAAUCCAGGUUCCUGCAUACUGCUGUAUGAAAAUGAAUCUAAUGAAGCUGUUUGCUUCACUCCUCCAUCAAAACCAGACUGUCCAAUCAUUGAAGAUGUCAGAUGUUCUCAAGUGGUUCUGAAAGUGUCUCCACCGUGUCCUGCUACAGAGGAGCUCAAACUACUGUACAAAAUGAAGGAAGAGGAAGACUGGAGAUCUCAUGUGUCAAAGAACCAGAAUACAGUUACUCUGACUGAUCUCAGACCAGAUACUGAGUACAAUAUUAAAUGUGCAGCAGUGGGAAAACUCAAUUACACCGUAGACAGUGAAGUGACGCAUCUCACAGUCAUAAACCAGAAUCUCAUCAAGGCCAAAGAGUCUGCUAUCGAAAAUCUAAACUGGACUGAAAACAAGUGCAGUGAACUUCUGGAAAACACCAGAGAAACAACUUUUAGUGCACUUCAUAAGAAAAUACAAGAUAUGCAGCAAAACUGCCAAAUGUACCGACAAGAAUUCAGUGACCGAAUCAAAUCUGUGAUCCAGUCAGUUAAAGAUUGUGAAAAAGAGUCUUGUGCUCUGAAGGAUCUUCUACAAGCUCAUGAUGAGUCUCCAUUCAAUGAAAAGAGUCUGAAAGAGUGGAUCACAGUGAAAGAAAAAGAAUUGAACACUGUUAAUGAGUUUCUUCGACAGUUAAAGGACUCUGGAGCCGAAGUGAACAGAAGUUUGGACUCAUAUCUGUCAGAUAUUCAGGUGGAGAACGUGUUUUGUUACACUUUCAGUUCUCUUGAGAAGCCAGAUGAGUUUCUUAAUGAACAAGAAAAUUACAUUAAUCCUCAAAAGAGGAGAAAUCCACAGAAGAAAUCUGGUGUGGCGUCUCAAUCAUGGCUCACUGAAAGAAUCAGGGAGAAAAUGAGAGAACAUCUGAAAACAUUUAAAGAGCUGAUGGUGUCAUGUAGGAGUGAAAGCACUAAAUUUAUGGUUUCCAAAAAAGACCAUGAAAAGCAUCCAGGUUCCUGCAUUCUUCUGUAUACAAAUGAAUCUAAUGAAGCUGUUUGCUUCACUCCUCCAUCAAAACCAGACUGUCCAAUCAUUGAAGAUGUCAGAUGUACUCAAGUGGUUCUGAAAGUGUCUCCACCGUGUCCUGCUACAGAGGAGCUCAAACUACUGUACAAAAUGAAGGAAGAGGAAGACUGGAGAUCUCAAACUGUGUCAAAGAACCAGAAUACAGUUACUCUGACUGAUCUCAGACCAGAUACUGAGUACAAUAUUAAAUGUGCAGCAGUGGGAAAACUCAACUACACCGUAGACAGUGAUGUGACGCGUCUCACAGUCAUAAACCAGAAUCUCAUCAAGGCAAAAGAGUCUGCUAUCGAAAAUCUAAACUGGACUGAAAACAAGUGCAGUGAACUUCUGGAAAACACCAGAGAAACAACUUUUAGUGCACUUCAUAAGAAAAUACAAGAUAUGCAGCAAAACUGCCAAAUAUACAGACAAGAAUUCAGCGAACGAAUCAAAUCUGUGAUCCAGUCAGUUAAAGAUUGUGAAAAAAAGUCUUGUGCUCUGAAGGAUCUUCUACAAGCUCAUGAUGAGUCUCCAUUCAAUGAAAAGAGUCUGAAAGAGUGGAUCACAGUGAAAGAAAAAGAAUUGAACACAGUUUUCUUCGACAGUUAA